AACAAAGGAUUAAUUAUUUUAUCAAUAAGGAUUACUCAAGGAACCUACUAUGAAUCUGAUAAUACUGAAGCAAAGCUAGUGACUGUUUGUUAUGGAAGACUUGUACCAUGUUUGUUUUAGUACAGUGGAUGAAAAUUCUAGUUCAUCCAAUGAUAUUUUCUGGGGCAGUGAGGAACAUAAUGAAAUAAAGAAGUUACACUUUUCUGGAGCAGAAAAUCAUGGAGUUUAUGGGGGAGUAGACUCCUUUUACUCUAAUUUCGAGUUUUCCACAGAUUAUCCAUCAGGAUACCUUAUAUCCUCUAAUCAAGAAAAGUAUCACCAGCAACAAUCAUACCAUGAUUAUGGCGAUUUGGAUGAUAACCUUCAGUUUGACAUGGUGUCUCCACCACUCCAAUUUGAUGCACAAUAUCCAACCAGUGGUACAACAGAGGAUAAGCCACACUCAACUUUCCCUUUAGCCUCACUUGAGAUCUUGAAGAACUAUGGCAAGGGCUUCAAGAGGUUUUCCUAUGAAGGCAAAUCCCUGCAGCCAGUGGUUGAUUCUGUGGCCACAGAUGAAUUUGGUUUUAGAAAGCUCUCAACUGAAGAUAUCAUGAGGAUAGCAGGAACAAGGUUCAUCAAAUCAUCAUCUUCAGAGUCAGAACCUUUGACUUUCUUGGAAACUCACCCUUAUGGGUUUUCCUUCUCUGGAUUCUCUGAUGAGGAGAAAGAGGAUGUGGCACUGUCUGAGUCCCUCUUGGCUUGUGCUGAGAAAGUUGGUCAUCAACAAUUUGAACGUGCAAGGAAGUUGCUAAGUCACUGCCAAUCAUUGUCAAGCAAAACUGGGAGCCCCGUUAAGAGAAUUGUUCAUUAUUUUGCUGAAGCACUUCUCCACAGGAUAGAUACAGAAACAGGAAGAGCUUCAUCCAAGGAUUUGCAUAAAGGUCAGUCAUUUGAUCCUGAAGAGGCAGCCAAGGAACUAAACCCCGCUAUUACUGCAUUUUAUGAAGCGCUUCCCUUUUGUCAGAUUUCAGUGUUCACUGCAGUUCAAGCUAUAAUAGAAGACAUAGCUGAAGCAAAGAAGAUUCAUGUUAUUGAUCUCGAAAUCAGAAAGGGGGGCCAAUGGGCUAUCCUAAUGCAAGCCCUUGAGUCAAGGCAUCAAUGUCCAGUUGAGCUUCUAAAGAUUACCGCUAUUGAAAGUGGAACCACUAGACACAUUGUUGAGGACACUGGUAAGAGAUUGAAGGAUUUUGCUCAAGGUUUGAACAUACCCUUCUCUUUCAACAUCGUUAUGGUACCAGACCUGUUACAUCUUAAAGAAGAUCUUUUUGAGAUCGAUCCUGGGGAAGCAAUUGCUGUUUAUUCUCAGUUUGCACUCAGAGCCAAGAUUCAACAAUCAGACCAGCUUGAAAUAAUCAUGAGAGUGAUUAGAACCUUGAAUCCUAAUGUGAUGGUGGUAUCUGAAAUUGAGGCAAAUCACAACUCCACAUCUUUUGUAAAUCGUUUCAUUGAGGCUCUUUUCUUCUUCAGUGCAUUCUUUGACUGUCUUGAGGCUUGCAUGAAGGGGAAUGAGAAGACCCGAAUGAUUAUAGAGUCACUAUACUUUAGUCAUGGAAUCAAAAACAUUGUGGCCACAGAAGGAGCAGAAAGAAAGACUAGGAAUGUGAAGAUUGAUGUGUGGAGGGCCUUCUUCUCCCGCUUCGGAAUGGUGGAGAAAGAACUGAGCACUUUGUCUUUAUACCAAGCAGAUUUGGUGAGUAAAAGAUUUCCUUGUGGAAGUUCUUGCACGUUUGAUAAGAAUGGGCAGUGCCUUAUUGUUGGGUGGAAAGGAACACCGAUUAAUUCUGUUUCUGUCUGGAAAUUCAUUUGAUGGCUAGUGCAACAAGGCUUUUAGUAUUGGUCCAUGACUGUGAUUUUGGCAAAGUCAAGGCUUUUUUGCUACCACAAUCUAAAAUCUUUUGCUGGUAAAGAUUUGUAGUUUCAUACUAUCCUAAAUCAAUGUUUGUAUCGUGCCAUGUGCAGAUUUCAUUGCAAGUUACUACCAAGAAUGGAAG
Messenger RNA from Vigna angularis (adzuki bean), 2033 nucleotides. Its product is annotated as DELLA protein RGL1. The coding region runs from base 92 to 1849 and encodes 585 amino acids. Gene Ontology annotation, biological process: regulation of DNA-templated transcription. Gene Ontology annotation, molecular function: sequence-specific DNA binding; DNA-binding transcription factor activity. The transcript has a single exon. Gene Ontology annotation, cellular component: nucleus. Lineage: Eukaryota; Viridiplantae; Streptophyta; Magnoliopsida; Fabales; Fabaceae. The record is from RefSeq and is a predicted model, not a curated record.